Porites evermanni is the source of this 9229-nucleotide messenger RNA. The record is from the annotation of a GenBank genome assembly. Lineage: Eukaryota; Metazoa; Cnidaria; Anthozoa; Scleractinia; Poritidae.
AACGAUUCAAGGAUUCUGUGGCAAUUCCUCUGGUUAUUUCCUGCCUUGAGACAAUAGUCAAAUAUGGGAGAAGUAUAUGCGCCAUCAGUAAGUGUUUGGAAUUAGACCUUUCAGACAAUAAGUUUAAUUUUGCAGUUUAGCUUCGCCGCAUGCUUAUUUUUUCGAAUGUUUAUAUCACACAGUGGUCCCGACAGAUGUUCAGUUUGCUAAAACUUUGUACAGAAUACCUAAGCGUUUCAUAGGGUGUUUGACCAUGUUAACUUGACGUCGUUGAUUUCACCCUUCUUCUUCCUUUUUGCAAGGCAAUAUUUUGUCGAACUAAAUACAGGCAGUUGGUACAUCAAAGCGGUUUGUCACGCCGCAAAUUAUGUACAAAGCGUUGUAAAUAAUGGGUGUGUUAUUCAGGCCUUCCCAUCGCCAGCUGAUCGCAAGAUCAAAAGAUCAACCUGUUACCAAUAAUAGCUGGAUCACUUGUGUACAUAGCUUAGGUUUCUGCAUAAAAACAACUCAGAUUUUUGAAGAACUCGAUUCAUUAAUAGGUUGAAAACUGAAGGUCUUUUAAAAUAACCUAGGGAUAAUUUAAACAUUCCCAAGUGGUAUUCUUAGGGACAAUCAUAUCACUGCCCCAAAAUCAUAGCCCUCUACAUGUCUUGUAUUUGUACAAUUGUAACUUUUAAGAACAGUUCAGACUACAAAAUAACCUUUGAUUUUCACCACUUAAAUUACAUUGUACUUCUUAGGGUCAGUCUGAGGCGGCACAACUUCUCGCCACAUUUUGGCCUCGUCAAAUGCAAGAGAUCAGAAAUAUGAAUACUGUAAGUGACAGUUAGAAAUAAAUUUACAGCAGAUGAGAAAUCCCUCGCAUCAUGGGUGGUUUUUUAUGUAUUUGUAGAGAUGCCCUUUAAUUUUAUUAUCAGUCAUGGAUUAGUUGGAGGAGGUGAUUGUUUGAAGGUUGGUGCUGAGUACUUUUCAAAGUAUUUAUGGUCCAUGUCAGUUAAGUGUCUGGUACCUUUAGAUCAAAAUCCAUACAGCAAUUGUGUGUGUGUGUUCAAAUCAGUUUAAUUAAGAGGUAAAAAUUUCUUGCAUUAAAAAUUGCUAAAAGACACAACCAUACUAGUAAGGUGUUUAAUAAAAUUGGGUUUUAUCAACUUAGCUGUUGGGAUUAGGUAGAUCAGCUGCAGUAGGGAGGUACAUGUUGAGAAGCUGAUUUUUCAUUUAUGAAACCUUCACCAGGGUGCAAAGAAAAAACAGUUUUACAGCUUGCCAUUCAGGCAAGUUGUACAGUGUAGCUAGCAUGUACUAGCCCAAGAGUCAUUUUAACUAGCACACCCCCCCACCAAAAAAAAAAAAAAAUAAUAAUAAUAUUGAUUAUGAUCAAAACUGAUUACAGUUUUCCUGUAAUUUAAAUUUCCAAAAAAUCUACUUGCUUCUUGGACAAGUUAAGGACUGAAUACACUAGCCCAAUAGCAAAAUCCACUAGCCCUGGGCUAUCAGACAUGACUUUGUUUGCAUGCUGCUUCAUCAGAGUGAAUCAUUGAGUGGAUAGAGGGUUUUUUGUGGUAAUGUAAUCGAGGUUGGGGCUAUGUUUUUGGUAGGAGCGUGAUAACAUGAUUAUUAGUUGAAUGAAAACCAUUCGUCGAUUCUGUCGUGAUUAAGGGCAGAUGAAGCUGGCAGGAAGGAGGCAUUACACAGUGCUUUUUAUCCUUGUUCCUUUGUACAUAAGAAGUUGGCACCAGCUGAAGAUACCUUCUCCUUCUCACAUCGUUGUUAUUCAAAGAGCACUUUUCUUUCUUUCAGAAUGAUUUUAAGGUUCAAGAGCUGCCACUUGCAAGAAUUAAGAAAAUAAUGAAACAAGAUGAGGAAGUAAAGGUAAUUUUUAAUACAGGGUUUUCCUCAUAAUGCCCUGUUUAUAAAAAUGUGUAAUAAAUCUAACUACAGAUUUUUAAAACCUGCCUUUUUUAAGACAGUGGUCCAGCUUUGUCUUAAUAUGGAAGUAAAAAAGUGUUGUGAUAGCUCAGUGUUCAGUAACAGUUUAUUUUAAGCUUCAGCCUGCCCAAGUUUCUUUCAAAGGGUUAAAAUGAGGCUCUAUAGAUAUUUUUCUCUUUAGAAUUACCAAAAACUUACAAUGUUACAAGUUAAAAUUUUAUUUCAGUUUAAAAAUUUUCAACCUAGGUUGAUUGUCAGUUUCCUUUGUCUCCUAGCCUUAAUUCAUGAAUAAAUAGAGAAUCAACCUAGGUUAGAAAUAGAGAAUCAACCUAGGUUAAAAAAUUUUACCCUGAAUUAUAAUUUUGAACAAUAACAUAAUUAUACACUGUAUCUGUGAAUCUACAGUAGGGGAGUGAAUAAAUUACUUGUAUAUUGUUAACAAGACAGUGUUAUGUUUUUGUCUGCAGAUGAUCAGUGCAGAGGUAAGAUCACUGCUGAAAUUUGUUUGCACAUACAUGCACAGUACCCUUUAAGUAGGGGUCCUUUCAAUGUUGAGCCGAUCAAAACACCUCAGCUUGCAGGGCAGUCUUCAAAUUAACUUUGAUCAAAUUAUUUUUUUGUUUCCAUUAAGGUGAGUCUGUAUGGUAGCUAGAUAGCCUUUAUUUUAAAACGAUGAGUAUUGAAGCUACACGAGCUUGUGGGGUCGUUUGCAAUUAACAAAUCAUUAAGUAGACUAAAAAACUAACGACUAGGGGUAUAUACAGAAAAAAACGUUUGAACCUAAAUCAGCGGUGCUUACAAAUAUGAAAUUGUGAACAUAAAUUUAAGUGUAUACAAAGUCAUCUUUUCUAAAAUUACAAGUGGAUGCAGACGUUAUCUUAAAGGUGAAUUCAUUAAAAUUAACUUGAGAUUUAAGCUUUAGCCUGAGAUCACGAUAUGGAAUGUUUUUUGUCAGGGCAUUACAGUUGUUGGUCACUGCAUUCCACAGGACUGAGCCUCUAAACGCGACAGAGUCUUUCAUGUAACGAGUGUUGAAGCGUGGAACAAUUAAAGAAGCGCAAGUCCGAGUUGAAUAGUGGCAACUUUUGAAAAAAAAAUCAUGCAAAACUCAGUAAAGUUUUAUUAAUUAGCAUGUGUUAUAGUAUUCAUUAUCAUCAUUAUCAUAAUCAUGUCUCUGAGCCAGAAGGAAAACAAGUCUGUUGCCAUGACAGUCAUGUUUUUAAGGAACUUAACUGUAUUUUUGUAUAACAAUUUCCUGUAAAAUGCUGGAUUCUAUUCUAACAUGCUGAAGAUUUGUCAUUGACAUUAAAAAAAUUAGUUUUUGGUGCAAAGCAAAAAAUACCUGAGUUGCAUUGAAAGUAAAUACAUUCAGAGUUUAUGAAUUUUUUACCUGUCAUAUAUGCCAUAAAUUUAAAUGGAUAUGUAAACUCAGACCAUUUUGCUGUUCUGUUUAGGCUCCAGUUUUGUUUGCCAAGGCUGCCCAAAUCUUCAUUAAUGAGUUGUCGCUUAGAGCCUGGAUUCACACAGAAGAUAACAAGAGAAGAACUCUACAGGUAAAACAAAAUAAUGCAAGUAUUUGCACUUUAUGACAUGCAAAUGAAAUGCCUUAGUCUAGUGUGCCCUAAUAUUAAGUUGUAUGCAAACUAAGAUUUCCUUGUCAUCCAAACGAAAAAGUUAGUUGCCUGGGUCCAAUGGGUUUUGCUAGAACACAGCGGCAUUCAAGCAAUCAUCAUUAACUUAGUUAUCAUACCCUUUUAUUUCAUUUUUUCAUCUACAUCAUUGUUAUAAUUAAUUAGGUAAAUAAUGUUUUUGUUGUUUAUUUUUGCAGAGGAAUGAUAUUGCCAUGGCAAUCACCAAGUUUGAUCAGUUUGAUUUUCUAAUUGACAUUGUUCCAAGAGAUGAACUGAAGCCUCCUAAACGACAGGUAAGUGUCCUGUGUGUGACUGACAUCUAUCUGCUUAAAAUGUCUCUGCAGUAAGGUUCAGUGGAACCUCUUCCUACUACCAACAAACUUGGAAUUGACCAGGCAUUUGUUUUUUCUUCUCUAUGUAACAGUGACUGUCGUAUUGAAGGAUUUCUACGGUAUUUAUUGUAGAUGACACUUAAUGGCUGGUCCCAAGGGAAAUAAUGAGAUUGCAGGAAAGCAAAGUUAACCAAUUUCCCACUAAACUAGCCAUCAAGUGGUUUAUUAUGUAGUUAAUGAAGAAAAACUUCUUUGUGUACAAAUUCUUGAAAGUACAGUUAAAUCUCAAUGGAGUCAGUGGUCAAUAGUUACUGGUGACAGAGCUCCGUUACCCUCUGACAUCAAAGAUUCGUGUUAAGAAAUUAUAUUAUAGUGCUAUUGUUCUUGUGUUUAAGGCAUAGCAAGCUCAAAACACAGUUGAGACCCAAACUUGUUUAGAAAUAAGGCCCCAUUUAUUUGGCGAAAAGUUGUCCCGCGUAAAAGGGUCACCUGCCUACGUGAGCUACCCUGGAUGAGCCAACUUUUCGUACAGUUCCCUAUAAAAUGUGGCGAACCAUUAAUUACAUGACCGUGAAAAAAAAAGGUUGGUGCAGCUAGAAGGGUGACCCUCCUUAGUAGCCAGGUCACCCUUUUGUGAUAGCAGGGUUAUCCUCCUAGCCAGGCCAAGUUUUCUCCAUAUAAACACUUUUGCUCACCCAGCCGGGUCAACUUAGUCAAGGUGAGACAACCAGAGCAUGCAUGAGUGCUGUUUUAGGCAAUCAGAACAUGCAUGAGUACUAUUGGCUUGGGCAAAGGGGUCAACCUUUUAGUCAUGUAGAGGCUUACUAAGGUUGGCUCAGCUGAGAUUGUGACCCUUCUAGUUAGGACAAGUGUAUAAACACGGCCUUAGUUAUGCCUGUUAGAGUGGACGCACCCAAUGAGUGCUAUUCAAUGUUGUUAUAUUAGGAUCCCAUACGGCAGACUGUUGUGGCACCAGAUCAAGUGCAGUACUACUUCCAGCUAGCCCAACAUCAUGCUGUCACAAUGCAACAACAUCAAGCCCAACAACAACAGCAACAGCAACAACAGGCCCAACAAGCACCACCUCAACAGCAGCAACAGCAGCUGACAACACAAGUUCAACAAGCUCAAGUAGCAGCCAGCACCCAGCCACAGACCAUUAUCACUAGUGUACCUCAACAACAGAUCGUUACUAUGGCAGUAAGUUUGUAUUCAUUACGAACUCUUAUUAAAUUAUGGAGAAAAAAGAAUUAUGGAGGGCAAAGCAGGAGAAACACUAGCAAUAUUUUAGCCCCAAACUACAUUGUUGUAUUUCUCUAAUGUUAUUAAGUUUUUUUUCAAACCAUUUUGAAGCCCCCAGAGAUCAGGCAAAAAAAUUGCACAAAUCCAGUUGUACACUGUAUGUUCCUUUUAUUAAAGUGUUUGGGUAAAGGGCUGGGACUGGAAAUUUGCCUGAUUAAAACGUGUACCGGUGAAUGUUAUGGUUAUUAUGUGUUUGAGUCUUACAAUGUAGGUACUCUGAUAGGAAAACAAAUCACUAGCAAUACCAGAAACUGAUUUUCUCUGGCUACUUUCUUUCUUUUUCUUGCUUUUAGUUUUUAACAAAAUUGUGAGAGAGAGUGAAUUGGACGUAAAAGGGGGAGGUUUUGUGAUCAAAAGAAAUACAGUUGACUCCCAAUAACUCAAACCCUCGCUAACUCGAAACAUACACUAACUCGAACCCAAAUCGAUUUCCCCUUGAUUUCGUAGAUACAUUUACUGUAAUUUUAUCCUCAGUAACUCGAACCCCUCAAUAACUUGAACCUCCCGCUAACUCAAAGUAGUUUUUGUUUCAACUCAGAUCAUUUCUCAGUCUAAAAUUUUGCCCUCGAUAACUCAAACCAUGUUUUGAGCCCUUAAAAAGUCGGGAAAAAAACAGUCUACUGGAGUCCGAAACAUUGAAUAUUGAAUUUCCUAUUGAAGUGUUGUGGGCAUAUAGUUUGCUAGUGGAGGCUAAUGUUGUUUGUCACAAAUCUAAGGUGAAACAGCUUUACUUCUCAAUACAGUAAAACGCAUGCUCUAUUUAGGCUUUGUUUUGUAACGUUACAUUCUGAUUUAUAAUCUAGAAGUAUCUUUUAAUUUUCACUUAACAUUUCUACACAUUUUUUUAAAUGUGAUUAACAUGUUCACUGUGUAGUAAAAACUGAUUUUUUCCUUGCUAUUCCCUUUAAGCUUGCGAUAACUUGUACUCCCGUUAACUCGAAAUUUUUUCGAUUUCCCUUGAAGGUUCGAGUUAUUGGAGUCAACUGUAUUAAAUUUCCUUUCCCAUCUUUGCCCUUAUAAGGUACAAUGUGUGGGCUUAUAACAUCGAAUUACUGUUAAUGUUUUGUUUCGUUUUGCUUUAGCCUGGCCAGGCCCAAAUAAUACAGAAUCAGCCACAAGAGCAAAGUGAAGUCCAGUAUCCAGUAAGUAACUAAUUUUUUGGGUUUGGAAAAAAUGGUACCAAAUGAAACAAUAAAUUACAAAGUGUAGUAAAUGAGUUACCGUUUAUCCUCUUUUAAGCUCCCAGGGGGCUUAUUUAUUUUAAGCAUGUUUGAGAGGGUGGGGGGCUUAAUUAAUGUACCAAAAUGGCCAAAAUUGGGCACCAUACUGCUUUUUCAAACGACCACGUAUCAAUUCUUUAUAAAGAACUAGAACGUGAAAAUGCUCAAGCACGUGAUAUUAGAGGUCUUGCAACCAAAGAUCAAAGCUAAACCAAACUCCCAGCAUUUGAAUAAACCAUACCAGAUCAGUCCAUCUUUUAUUAAUUUGGUUGUGAAGAAUAAGGAGGGAACAGAGAGGAGAGUUGGGGGGCUAAUAACUCUCUUUCACUGAAAAGGGGGGGCAGAGAUGGGGGACUUGAUAGAUGAUUUAUGGUAGAUCAAAGCUUAUUCUAACUCCUCGUGAGCUAUCAUAUUUUGCACUCUGACACACCCCCAAAAAUUAAUACUUGGCCUACAUGUAACUACAGUAUAUUCACUGUGUUCUCUGUGACUUCAAAAAUGCAUUUUCUGAUGAUAUUAUCAUGUAAUGCAAGGAACUUGAAGCUCAACUGCAACAAAUGUUUGAUUUUCUUAGCAGAUUCAUUUUAACCCUGCUCAAAUGCAAUACAUCCGCAUGCAGCAGAUUCAACAACUUCAACAGCAACAGCAACAGCAGACACAAGCACAACAACAGGGACAGCAACAAGCAGCACAACAACCACAGGCUGCCCAACAACCAACACAGGCAACUGCUGACCAGGCACAACAGCAGGCUCAGCAGCAGGCCCAACAAACCAACACACAACCUACGGAAUUCACAUUUACUUCUGGAGGACAGGUAACAAGAUUACAUUGUGUAAUUUAACAGAGUCCACCUUUUGUGGGAAGGGGCAUGGGUUUAAAUUGAAAACUCUUUAAGCCACUCUUUUUUCAGUGGGCACAAGCAUGCACUGUGAGAAAAGCUGAUGGGGAAGUCUUUGUCAAACCAGAUAAAAAGGGGCCUAGAUAUUCAUGUUCCAAAGUACAGGGAGGAUAGGUGAGAGAAACCAAAGAAUGUCUUUUUUGCAGUCUGGGGGGUGCUGGGUCGGGGCAUAUACAGUCAUGUACAGAAACCAUCAUUCCUUUUGUGAAAUGGUUGAUCCUCUCCAGUUCAUCUCUAGGAAUAAUGCACAAUGUUUUAAAAAUUAAACAAGAGCAACUGCUACAAAAGGAAGGAAGUCCAUUUCUGAGUUGCUUUAAGCCUCUACCUCAAAGCAAGGCUAAGUGCGAAGCUAUUGAUAUGGAAAUGAAAUUUUAUACUCAUGCAAAUAAAACUCAUUUUCACAAGAAAGGUUUUGCACUUUGCUUCGUUUUCAAAGUGAGGGUAUUAUUUUGGAACUUGGAAAUGCCUAUUUUAGGUUCGAACAGCUGUAAAAUCAAAUUAAAUUAUAUUUUUUUUUCUUUUUUACCAUCCAAAGAUUUAUCAAAUUCAGCAACAUCCUCACACAGGAGUGACAGCAGUGGCAGUUGCUGCUCCUCAAGGAACCUUUAUACAACAGCAAGGCAGCGCCCAGGAACAAGCAACACUUGCUGCUAAUGAACCACCACAACAACAAUAGACAGGUACACUGUUAACCUUUAAGCCCCAAUAUCCACAUACAAAUUCUCCAAACUGAUCUCCAUACAUUUCCUUCAUGGAUGAGUUGAGAGAAUUUGAUAAUUGAUAAAGGCAUUUCCCUUAGGUGAUAAUUUUAUUAAUUCUCAUAACCUAAUCUCUUGACUUUGUAUGGAUAUGGUCAGGAGAAAAUUGAUGUUGGUCACUAUUGGGACUUAAAGGGUUAAUCACAUCAAUAGCCUCUGUAAGUCUCCCAUUCACCCGCUGUAUACGGCCUGUCAUGUACAUCUCGUAUUUAGAAGACGCAUUACACAAAAAAAUGUAGGUUCUGUCCUGUCGGUUGCCUCGUGUCUAAUGUUAGAUUAUGUUAUUUGGGCUGUCACCAUUUACUCUCAGUGUGUUAUUUUGUAAGGAUUUUCAUAGUGGGUCGCAAUUGAUCCCACUUAGGAGACCAGCAUUGUAAUAGGGCUCUAUUAUGCGCUGCUCUUUGGUAAUAAACCGCACUAUAAAGAGUGUUCCAGUAAAAAAUGGGAACACUGCAUACUGAGUCUCGGUGAUGCUUUCAUUCCGGGCUUGGGCGUCAAGUUCUAACCCUAAAACUGCUUUGUAUUUAGAUGAGUUCUUUUGUCUAAUUCGCAAAAAGUUAAUUUUGUUUUUACAUAUUACCACGAAUGCCUUUAGUCUCAAGUUUAAUGUAAAACAACUAUACUUCUAAUCAAUGAAUUCGCGGCAAGUAAAUCCUGUUUGUCUAUAACUAGCCCGUUUUAUUGCGGUCAAAAAUCGAACGCAAACGAAAUUUGUUUGAGUAAAUUCAGUUACCAACGUUUUUUUAAGAAAUCAAACGUUUCGAACCAAUGAAACUUAAUUCGAAACGAAAUCCACGGCAUAUAGUGAAUUUCGCUGCUUUGUCCAAAAAGUGGCCACUAGACUAAAGGUUUUUUCUCUUUAUUUCAGUGUCUAGAUUGUGGGCCCGAAUGGAAGAUAUUUAAAAGUAUACUUUAUCAUACAAAUUUGCUCCUAUAUACAACAACGCAACGAUACCUACUCGCCAAGCUUGGCCGCUGCAGAAACCAAACGCAUGGAGUAAUUUAUUUUUGCUGCGAGUUCUGCCGCCGAACAUUGUUUUAUACGCAUUUAGCAUUUUACCCCAUUAAACUGGGUAAUCUAAUUACUCAGGAUGAAUGGGGGUGGAUGUAAACUAUAACGUGGAUGAGGCAAUCCGGGCUGUCGAUUUUUUGAGAGUAC